Perca flavescens (yellow perch) is the source of this 1179-nucleotide messenger RNA. RefSeq names its product SH2 domain-containing protein 1A. Lineage: Eukaryota; Metazoa; Chordata; Actinopteri; Perciformes; Percidae. Gene Ontology annotation, biological process: regulation of immune response; regulation of signal transduction. The transcript is spliced from 5 exons. The coding region runs from base 239 to 643 and encodes 134 amino acids. The record is from RefSeq and is a predicted model, not a curated record.
UCUGACCUGUGGAUCUCAGACUACGUGAGGACGUACGCAGCUGUAUAAGGUCUGCCAUCAGAGUCCAACAGACAAUAUUUCAUCUUUCAUCUUUCAUCAUUCAGGCUACAUUGUGACUGUUUACACACAGGGGUUAUCAGAAAGGCAAAAUUAUGGAGCAGGACUGAGCAAUUAGUUGUGUUAUCCUGCUGCACCUUCACCUCCUUAAACACACACGGGGGCCAGUCUCAGAGGCAACAUGGAGAGGGAAGGGAUGCUGGUCCGCUCCAUUUACUACGGGAGAAUUGGAAGCGGAGCCACAGAGAGGCUGCUGGAGAGGUUUGGACACGAUGGCAGCUUUCUGCUGAGGGACAGCGAGACCGUGCAGGGGGGCUACUGUCUGUGUGUGAGGAAAGCGCCAUUUGUGCACACCUACAGGAUUGUACGCUCCGCUGAGGGCUGGUGUCUUCAGGAUUUAGGAGUCAGACUGCAGAGUUUUCGGACCCUGGAAACACUGAUAGAGAGCUGCAGAAGGGGUACGGGCUCAAAUGUCGGUAUAGCCCCCCUCACAAACCCACUGGACAAAACCCAGCUACAGCACACCAGCUUUGGACAAGAGUUUAUCUACAUGGAAAUGUGUAACAGCAGCAGCUCGGUCUAUUGAAUCCUGACAGAACGAAAGCCAUUAAUCAGGUGGACAAACAAGAUGGGAGUAACAGUACGUGGCACAUAAAGGAUCCGUGUAUUUUUGCAGGGUUAUUCUUUCUUUUUUUAAUCAAUAAUUGAGUCACUUUAGUAUAAGUUUAAAACAAAAACUUCCCAUUCGGUGUAUUACAUUUGACAAGAUUAUCAAAAAGAGGCCAGUGUAGUGUAUGCAAACCUUGUCAAUUACAAGUACAUAUUUUACCACGUACUCCAGAGACCUUGAACUGUUUUUAAAUUGCUGUUCGAGUGAGUGUGGGGGAAAAAAAAGAAGAAAGAAAAAAAAGAUGCUGUGCAAAUAUAUCGCACACUAUCUCUAUUACUGUGGUUUUAUUUUGGAAGACCGAUGUUCUUCAUAUGUGGUCCGUCAUUGUGUGUGAGGAAGGCUGUGUUUGCCUGUCAAAACACAAAUGUUUUCAAACUAAUGGCCUCAGUAAUAAGUCUCUGGUCAUCUGCAUGUAUUAUGAUGUUUUGUGUGAUAAAAGAAAAAUGGUUUUA